UUUGCAAGAGCUAUCUUGGGGUCACCGCGCGCUGACUGAAAGCCGACUUCACCUGUCUUCACACACAUGCCCCGUGCUACAUGACUAAUGCCCAGAAGCGCCCCUGGCCAACACCCGCACACGUUGGCGACAUACCAUUGACCCACCACAUGGUCAAACCUCCUUAGUCCCGAUCGCUCGUUCCGUUGUAUGACCAUCCUGCUGACACCCAAAAAAGAGUACCAUAAGUAGCUUCUUCACCAGCCGCAAGCAACAUCCGCAUACCUCGGAAAUCUGACACGGCCGCUGUCCCACGAGCAUCACGAAAGUGAUAGAAUCAUCGCGAGCGGCCAUGAAGGGCGGCCAAACGGAUCCGGGGUGGGGUGGCGGCAUGUCAGCAGUCGGUCGAGGCGCGCAGGCAGAGAGUUCCGGAGGACAUAAAGAGUACGAACUUGCACUCCAAUCGACCAACACAGACAUCCAGGUUCGAUACGUGGAUCGACAAGACGAACCGUCGUCCUAUCCUUACUGGGUCAUCACCGACAAUACCACGCCCAAGUACGACCCGUAUCGCGGCUUUUGGUCGCGCGAUAGGAAGGAGGUAGAGUCGGACUCGAUCGGGAAGGCAACAACUACAACCGAGUUAACCCACGAUGUGGUAGCAGAUGAUUCCAUCGCCGGUACCGCUGACGAUGUGGAUUACGCUGCUUCUGACGUGGAAGAUGAAGAAGAUUCUGAACAAUUCCUCCGUGGCGCAGCUGCUACGAGGAACAAGAAAUCCGUCCGCUUUGCAGAGAUGCGACUUUUUCGAACGAGCUUCCCCAGCUCUAUGUCCAACCCAUCUAAGUCCGACGACUUCACAGCCCAGAUAUCUGCCCCUCAAUUGGGUACAGAAAGAGCAAAUCGUCCUGUUCGAGCAGCAGCUAGAAAGGCUAAGCUGAACAACCCAGCUUCUGAUGUGUCCGCAAAUAUCUCUUCUGAAGCUCGGCGAAUAUCUCAAGUAGCAGAACGUGACUACGCAUUCGAUGUAGACAAUACCGUUGCGAGAGUUCGUGUCACCCGUGAUCGCGGCCUACGUGUCAGACAGACUAAACCUGACAACGCUCUUUACGCUUCUCUUGCAUUUGAGGAGGAGAGCGGAAAAGAAGAAGAGAGACAAGGGGUCAACAAAGACGAUAUCCACGACACCCAAGAACAUGGCGUUUUGGCACAAAUUUUGGCCUAUGGUGGUAAUGCCCAAGGCGGCAGCAACCAGGCAAAUGAAGCAGACGAGGCGGAUUGGACUCCAAGAAGCAAAACAGGAAGGCCUGCUACACGAGGAAGACAAGGCAAGGGCGUGCAGGAAGAUGUAGUGAAAACGGCUGCAGCUAAACUGCAUAAGCCAAGAGGGACAGCAAGGUGGAAACCAGACCCUAUUAUCGAGAGGCCAUUCGUCUGCAAUAUCUGCUCAGCUGCAUUUGUACGCCAGCAGCAUCUGAAGCGCCACGAGCGGUCAGUGCAGCGUUGCCAACGUACCGUACAGUUUGAGGCGUAUCACCGUAACGUACAGCGGUUUUUUGGUGUUGGCCCGUACGUACGCACCUGCAUGGCGACCCGUACAAAGCUCCGUACGUACUCAUUUUGGAUCGGGAAAGUACGGUAGUACGGUACUACGGAACGUCGGAUUUGGCUGGGGAUUUUGUUGCAAUUGGUGGAGAUUUCCCAUGCCCUCUACUAGCCCUGUGCGCUGUCAGAUAUUGCCUUGUGUA
Paraphaeosphaeria sporulosa is the source of this 1727-nucleotide messenger RNA. RefSeq lists its product as uncharacterized. The record is from RefSeq and is a predicted model, not a curated record. Bases 332 to 1621 code for a protein of 429 amino acids. Lineage: Eukaryota; Fungi; Ascomycota; Dothideomycetes; Pleosporales; Didymosphaeriaceae. The transcript has 3 exons.